Messenger RNA from Oldenlandia corymbosa var. corymbosa, 1630 nucleotides. The record is from the annotation of a GenBank genome assembly. NCBI's taxonomy places the organism in Eukaryota, Viridiplantae, Streptophyta, Magnoliopsida, Gentianales, Rubiaceae.
CUCUUACCUCUCUCUUCACUCCAACACAUCACAAGAAAUUAUAACUUCAAAGCCAAAAUGGCUACACAAAUGAGGAUUCUCUCAUUAAUCCCAGUUCUGUUCAUUUUUUUCCGUUCAUCGGUAGCGAAAGGCGGCGCAACGUACAAUGUGCAAAGUUUUGGUGCCAGACCUAAUGGCCGGAGUGAUUGCACUCGUGCUUUUCUCAAUGCCUGGGCUGCAGCUUGUGCUUCAUCUCAGCCUUCAACAGUUUAUGUUCCUCAGGGACGGUAUUUAAUCGGAGCAGCCGCAUUCUGGGGACAAACUUGCCGGAGCCGCCAUAUUACACUACAAAUCGACGGAACGCUAGUUGCUCCGUCGGAUUACAAUGUCAUCGGUCAUACCGGAAACUGGCUUAAGUUUGAAAGUGUGAAUGGACUUUCAAUAAUUGGAGGAACCCUAGAUGGCCAAGGGAGUGGUCUUUGGAAUUGCAAGAACCAUGGCCGGAAUUGCCCCAUCGGCGCAACGUCACUGGGAAUUUACAAUUCCAACAAUGUGAUGGUGUAUGGAUUAAGGUCGGUAAAUAGUCAACUCUUCCAUAUGAUCGUGUAUGGUUGCAGGAACGUAAACUUAAUCGGAGUGACAAUUUCAGCUCCGGGAAACAGUCCAAAUACUGAUGGAAUCCAUAUCCAAUCUUCAUCCGGCGUCACCAUAAUGAAAUCCAACAUUGGAACCGGUGACGAUUGCAUCUCAAUUGGUCCUGGUUCCUCUAAUCUGAGGAUUCAGGACUGCAAGUGUGGCCCUGGCCAUGGAAUAAGCAUUGGGAGUUUGGGAUCAAAUUUCAAUGAACCAGGAGUCCAAAACGUUACAGUAAAAUCAGUUACAUUUGUGGGAACACAAAAUGGUGUGAGAAUAAAGACAUGGGCAAAGCCUAGCAAUGGAUUCGUCCGAGGAGUUCUAUAUCAACACCUAACUAUGAAUGACGUCCAAAACCCUAUCAUCAUUGACCAGAAAUACUGCCCCAGUGGAGGAGGGUGCCCUAAUAGUGCGGCGAGCGUUAAGAUUAGUGAUGUGACAUACCAAGAUAUACAUGGAACAUCAGCAACACAAGUAGCAGUGAACUUUGAGUGUAGUAAGAUGAACCCUUGCAAAGGCAUAUCACUUCAAGAUGUGCAACUUAGCUUCAGAAAUCAAGCCGCCGUGUCUUCCUGCGUAAAUGCCGGUGGAUCUUCAUUCGGUCUAGUUGAGCCUACCAGCUGCUUUCGUGGAAGAAAUUAAUUAAUUACAGACAAUUUGUGCAAAUAAUUUAAUUGAUUUCAGCACAAAUAUAGAGGAAAUUUAAUCAUUCUUAGCUUUAAGCUUGAUUGAUUUGGGGGGUUACUAGCACAUAAAUUAUUGUAAGUAAAUUUUUCUUGCUUGGUCUGUGGCUAGCUUGGAUUUGACCCUUUAAUUUGGUCUGCGCCUGGCCUUGCAAGCAACAAAAUGGCUGGAUUGAUUUGGGAUAGUGCAAGGAGAAAGGAGAAAGAGAUUACUAAAUGUAAUUUUUGCAUCUUCUUUUGUUUCUUUUCUUUUCUUUUUUUUUGGAAUGAAUUAUUAUGUGGUACCUUGUUGUGAGGUCACACCAAAAUUUUCAUUCUUCCGGAAAACAUUGAGG